UUUUAUUCGAAUUUCAUCCCCGUGGAACGCUUAUGGACAAUCUCGGGAAGCUGGAUACAAUCGGCAUAACUGAGCGAUCCCGCUGGCCCAAUGAUGCCACAUCAGCUGUCGACUAUAUCCAUUCCUUGCAUGUUAUUCACGGUGACAUUGGGGCUCAUAAUUUUCUCAUCCAUAACGACGGUAGGCUGGUCCUAUGCGACUUUGCCGGGUCCGGCAUGGAAGGCUUGAAGAACACUGUCACCGCUGGUUCACGCUACUCCCACCCGGACUCUUACGGGAUCGACCAUGAGACGGGGCCAGAGGAUGACGUUUUUGCGCUUGGCACGGUGCUCUACGAGGUGUACUUUGAUAAAAGGCUCUUCAAUGAUCAGACCAGUGGAGAAAUCCGCCGCAAACUGCGCGACCGGCAGUAUCCUGACUUGUCUGCGGUGCCGCGGCCCCUAAGAAACGUCAUUGAGAAAUGCUGGUUUCAUCAUGGGUACAAGGCCAAUGAGGCGCUGACUGACCUAGCAUUGAUAGAAUCUGGAGAGAACGGAGAUACCUUAGAUCUGCCGGAAAAUCUCGGAUGGAUUUCGGUCAAUGGUACACGGGACUGAAUUUUUACCGACAACCUUUGGGGUUACCGAGCCGGAGAGUUCACCACCCUUAACAAUGCGCCGUCUCAAGAGCCCAGGCCUGCGCCAUCCAAUGCCGACGCCCAUCAACGAAAUUUGCGAACGCGAAAUUGACACUUUGAUCAUCGGUUGAUACAACCUGUCGCGACUGCUCG
This is a messenger RNA of Trematosphaeria pertusa, 769 nucleotides long. RefSeq names its product kinase-like protein. NCBI's taxonomy places the organism in Eukaryota, Fungi, Ascomycota, Dothideomycetes, Pleosporales, Trematosphaeriaceae. The coding region runs from base 33 to 596 and encodes 187 amino acids. Gene Ontology annotation, molecular function: protein kinase activity; ATP binding. The transcript is spliced from 5 exons. The record is from RefSeq and is a predicted model, not a curated record. Gene Ontology annotation, biological process: protein phosphorylation.